ACAGGCACACCUGGCUUAAAUGUUCUCCAUCUGGAAGCCCUCGUGAUAACCAGCAACCCGCACGGCAUAAAAAGCCGAUCCGGGCCCUGCCAGACCAGUACCGACAGCAGCCAUGGCCAAGCUUCUUCUUCUCACAGGUCUGGCCCUUCUGGUGAAUGCUCAGCUAGGCUCUGCCUACCAGCUGAUAUGCUACUUCUCCAACUGGGCCCAGUACCGGCCAGGCCUGGGCCGCUUCACGCCCGAUGACAUCGACCCCUGCCUCUGCACUCACCUGAUCUACGCCUUCGCCGGGAUGCGCAACAACGAGAUCACCACCAUCGAAUGGAAUGACGUGACCCUCUACCGGGCUUUCAAUGGCCUGAAGAACAAGAACAGCCAGCUGAAAACGCUCCUGGCCAUCGGUGGCUGGAACUUUGGAACUGCCCCUUUCACUGCCAUGGUGUCCACGCCUGAGAACCGCCAGACUUUCAUCGCCUCGGUCAUCAGAUUCCUGCGCCAGUAUGACUUCGAUGGGCUGGACUUUGACUGGGAGUAUCCUGGCUCUCGGGGGAGCCCGCCUCAGGACAAGCACCUCUUCACUGUCCUGGUGCAGGAAAUGCGUGAAGCUUUUGAGCAGGAGGCCAAGCAGGUCAACAGGCCCAGGCUGAUGGUCACGGCCGCAGUCGCCGGUGGCAUCUCCAACAUCCAGGCUGGCUAUGAGAUCCCCCAGCUGUCUCAGUACCUGGACUACAUCCAUGUCAUGACCUAUGACCUCCAUGGCUCCUGGGAGGGCUACACUGGAGAGAACAGCCCCCUCUACAAAUACCCAACCGACACUGGCAGCAAUGCCUACCUCAAUGUGGAUUACAUCAUGAACUACUGGAAGGACAAUGGGGCCCCUGCAGAGAAGCUCAUCGUUGGAUUCCCAUCCUAUGGACACACCUACAUCCUGAGCAACCCCUCCAACCAUGGGAUCGGGGCUCCGAUCACUGGCCCUGGCCCUGCUGGGCCCUACACCAGGCAGUCUGGGUUCUGGGGUUACUAUGAGAUCUGCCCCUUCCUGAAGAAUGGCGCCACUGAAGUGUGGGAGGCUGCCCAGGAUGUCCCCUACGCUUACAAAGGCAAUGAGUGGCUUGGCUAUGACAACACCAAGAGCUUCAAAAUCAAGGCUGACUGGCUGAAGAAGAACAACUUUGGAGGGGCCAUGGUCUGGGCCAUCGAUCUGGAUGACUUCACGGGCACUUUCUGCAACCAGGGCAAAUUCCCCCUGACCACCACCCUGAAGGACGCCCUGGGCCUGCAGAGUGGAAGUUGCACCACCCCAUCUGAGCCCAUUACACCAACAACUCUUGCUCCCAGCACUGGGAGCGGGAGCGGGAGCGGGAGCGGAAGUGGAAGUGGGAGCGGAAUGCCAUCUUUUGAUGACUCAUAUUUUAAAUAUCUUUCAAAUAUAAAAGGCCUUUGUGAAUGCACCUUCUGGCACUGCCUGAAUGGAAUCACGUACCAGCAGAACUGCCAGGUCGGGCUUGUCUUUGACCCCAGCUGUUCUUGCUGCAACUGGCCAUAAACCUGACCAGUCUCCAAUCCCUAGGGUUCUGAACAGUCGUCUUUCUUUAUCUUGCUUCUAACUGGAGUUCGGCAAUAAAAUCCAUCAGU
Molecule: messenger RNA, 1635 nt
Organism: Myotis davidii
Lineage: Eukaryota; Metazoa; Chordata; Mammalia; Chiroptera; Vespertilionidae
Product: acidic mammalian chitinase
Exons: 12
Coding region: 113-1546 (477 amino acids)
Biological process (GO): carbohydrate metabolic process; chitin catabolic process
Cellular component (GO): extracellular region
Molecular function (GO): chitin binding; chitinase activity
Source: RefSeq, a predicted model, not a curated record